Molecule: messenger RNA, 1567 nt
Organism: Mus pahari (shrew mouse)
Lineage: Eukaryota; Metazoa; Chordata; Mammalia; Rodentia; Muridae
Gene: Sncb
Product: synuclein beta
Exons: 6
Coding region: 104-508 (134 amino acids)
Biological process (GO): synaptic vesicle endocytosis; chemical synaptic transmission; synapse organization
Cellular component (GO): neuronal cell body; axon terminus; cytoplasm
Molecular function (GO): cuprous ion binding
Source: RefSeq, a predicted model, not a curated record
UGACUGUUGUGUGUACAGACAGGCCCCGGUGUUCGCGCCGAGCCUAGCUUCCGGUUCUGCGGGCCUGCAGGUUGCAGAUCUCCGGAUAACUGAGGCCGCCAGGAUGGACGUGUUCAUGAAGGGCCUGUCCAUGGCCAAGGAGGGCGUUGUGGCUGCAGCUGAGAAAACCAAGCAGGGGGUCACCGAGGCGGCAGAGAAGACCAAGGAAGGCGUCCUCUAUGUUGGAAGCAAGACCAAAGAAGGAGUGGUACAAGGUGUGGCCUCAGUGGCUGAGAAAACCAAGGAGCAGGCAUCGCAUCUGGGAGGAGCUGUGUUCUCUGGGGCUGGGAACAUUGCCGCAGCCACAGGCCUGGUGAAGAAGGAGGAGUUCCCCACAGACCUGAAGCCAGAGGAGGUGGGCCAAGAAGCUGCUGAGGAGCCCCUGAUUGAGCCUCUGAUGGAACCAGAAGGAGAAAGUUAUGAGGACUCACCCCAGGAGGAAUAUCAGGAAUACGAGCCAGAGGCGUAAGGGUCCAGGAGGGCCCCCGCACCAGCAGCACAAUUCCUUCUCUGUCCCUGUCCCUACCCCAUCCCUCACCCUCCUCCCACCCCCAGAGCCAGGGCUGUCCUUCUACCUUCCCCCCCCCCAAAAAAAACACGAGAUCUUCCUUUGGCUCCGAGGCACUUCCUCAGGGCCUGUGUUAGUGUCUGCCCUGCCCUUCCGUCUGUCCUACCUGCCCGCGUUCAUCCCUGAGGCGUGGACUAGGGUCGGGCAGAGAGGUCCGGCUAGGAGCCCCGCCCUACCAGUGUUGCCCCUCACCCUCCAUCUGGUCCAGUGUCUGCUCGGAUGUAGCAUGUUCUAUGUAUUUUUAAACCAAGAUGGGAAAACUAUGGCUCCUUCCCCAUCCUAACAGAGGUUCUCCAAGGGGCCCCCCCGGGCAGCCCCAUUUCGACCCCUAAAAAAAUUUUUUUUAACCCAAACCAGGAGCCAGGUCGUGCCAUGCCCCCUCCCUCAGCCCGCUCGGCCGAGCGCAGGCGUCGUAUGUUGUGAUUGUGGCAUGGAGAGUCCCACCCACCCACCGUGUGAGCGUGUCCCGGGUGGGCGGCCAAGCCGCUCCCCAGUGUGUCCAUGAAUAAAGCCAAUCUGUCUGUAACUGGCGCCGCCUAGGCAGGACUGGACUUCUGGGCCCCAGACUGCCCCUUCGCUCCUUGAACUCUGACACACAAAACCCAGGUACAUCGCUGGCUACCUGGGAUCUCAGCCUAUCCAUUUAUUUCCACGCUGGCCCACGACCCAGACAGUGAUUGCCCCCACUGUCACCCACUCUGAGAUUGAAGUUGACUGGGAGGUGGGAAGUUAGCAUCAGGCGCCACCUCCUGGCAGGAAAGGGAGUGCAGGACCAAAAGAAGCAACGACCGCACUGGUAUCGUGAAUACUCAUGCACGCGCGUGAACCGGCGCCAGUCUCUACGCGCGAGCUCGAAUGUCAGCACCAAGGCCAGAGCGCACUUGCAGACCCGCGCUCUUUCGCUCGGUUGCAGACGCACUACAAAAGGACAUCGUCGGGGCUGGUGAGAUGGCUCAGUGG